AAACACCAUCAACUCUACACACUCGCCUAACAAUGGCAACCCCGACAGCCCUCCAGGGCAUCGCCAUGCCCUGGCGCACAUGCAAUCAAUGUAUCCGCCGCCACUACCUCCUGUCUCGUGGCACUGCGCGCCAACAACCGCGCCUUCACCUCUCCACCACCUCUCCCGUCCGCUCCCCCCCGGCCAGCAGCAGCCCUUCGAACCCCCUCCGCGCCUCCCGCGCGCGCACCACCGAGAAAGAAGUCGCGGGCGCGCAGCGCUCCAUCCUGCUGUCCGCUAGCGGGAUCGCCGCCUGCGCGAUCGCCAUGUACGGCGUCAUCAAACUCGACCUGUUCGGCCUCGAACAGUCGAAACAAUCCCAAAGCACCCCGACCGCCCAACAGGCCGCCGACCCCCUCACCACCAGCAACAAAACCCAGCUCGACGGUCCGCAAGGCUUCCCCAGCAGCCCCUCGCUGAUCAGUCUCCAAGGCCAAGACCCCGGUGCCGAGCAAGUAGCCACCGGCACCAGUUCCGUCCCCUUCUUCCCCGCGACCAUCCGCCUGCCCAAGCUCCUCGACUCCCCCGCGAUCCCGCUGCAGGCGAACGACGAGAUCCAGCUGUCCACAUCGACCGAAAAACCCGCCGACGAGGAGGAGUACCAGCUGCUCGGGCUAGGGAUCCGCACGGUCUCCUUCCUCCGCAUCCAGGUCUACGUGGUGGGCAUGUAUGUGGCCAAGUCGGACAUUUCGGAGCUGCAGCGCAGGCUGGUGCGCACAGCCGUCAACCCCCCCUCCGUUCCCUCGGGCGCAGCGGGGGAGACCGCGGAGGUGAUCACGAACCCGGUCGGCGCGACGUCGGCGACCUCGCUGGUCUCGACGGAGCGCGACCGCCUCCGCCAGCUUCUGCUGGAUAGCAGCGAGCAGGGCGAUCUCGUCUGGGACGCGAUCCUGCGCGAGGGCGGGCUGCGCACGGCGUUCCGCAUCGUGCCCGUCCGCAACACCGACUUCACGCAUAUGCGCGACGCCUUCGUGCGCGGCAUCACGGCGCGCGCCCAGAAGUACAACGCCGUUCGCCAGGAGUACGUCGAUGAGGCGUUCGGGGCCGCCGUCAAGACGUUCAAGGCGCUGUUCGGCGGUGGAAAUACCAAGAAUGUGCCCAAGGGGAACACCGUGCUGCUGGUGCGCAAUUCGCGCGGCCAGCUCGAUGCGCUGUUCCAGACCGAGGUCCCCGACAAGCCGGCCCGGUAUAUGGGACGGGUCGCCGACGAGCGCGUCAGUCGCUUGGUCUGGAUGAAUUAUCUGGCCGGCAAGAAUGUGUCGAGUGAGGCGGCCAGGGAGAGCGUGGUCGAUGGCAUUAUGGCUGUCGUCGAGCGGCCCGUGGGCACCGUCGUCCAGAAGGUCGUAUAGUCCCUGUGUAUGUAUGUAUGUAUGUAUGUACGGUAUAUCUGUUGGUAGUUCGUAUCGCUCUACGCUCCGACUCCUACCGUGGGUA
This is a messenger RNA of Aspergillus saccharolyticus JOP 1030-1, 1473 nucleotides long. RefSeq names its product chalcone isomerase domain-containing protein. NCBI's taxonomy places the organism in Eukaryota, Fungi, Ascomycota, Eurotiomycetes, Eurotiales, Aspergillaceae. The transcript has a single exon. Gene Ontology annotation, molecular function: intramolecular lyase activity. The coding region runs from base 33 to 1388 and encodes 451 amino acids. The record is from RefSeq and is a predicted model, not a curated record.